CUUGGGCAAUAAAGAAAUGUCCUCUACUGGGGUGGAUGCGGGAGAGCUAGGCUUGUUGGAGAAGACAGCGAAAAUGGUGAACGAAAAUACAACUACGUCAUUGAAGGUAGAAGAAGACGGGGAUGAAACUACUACGGUGCAGACAACCAAGAAGGACAACAACAAAGCGAUAAUUCAGAGUGCAGCUGCUGUCGCGCCUCCAGUUGUAUCG
Messenger RNA from Amoebophrya sp. A25, 211 nucleotides. The record is from the annotation of a GenBank genome assembly. Lineage: Eukaryota; Dinophyceae; Syndiniales; Amoebophryaceae.